Molecule: messenger RNA, 1347 nt
Organism: Drosophila suzukii
Lineage: Eukaryota; Metazoa; Arthropoda; Insecta; Diptera; Drosophilidae
Product: parafibromin
Biological process (GO): transcription elongation by RNA polymerase II; positive regulation of transcription elongation by RNA polymerase II
Cellular component (GO): Cdc73/Paf1 complex
Molecular function (GO): RNA polymerase II complex binding
Source: RefSeq, a predicted model, not a curated record
UGAAUUGAAGUUUACAAAAUUAGUUUUUUUCCAUCUACCAGUUUUAGUGUCUAAAAGAACAACCGAUCUGAAAUGGACUUGAGUUCGAAGACCCUUGCCCAGACCAUGACCGUGGAGGCCAUAUCGGCUAUCAAGGCCAAGCGCAUGGCCAUGAAAAUGGACCUCGAUGUCGAGGGUAAGCGGAUAAGAACGCUGCAGCGGGAGCAGGAUCGCCAGAAGCACGAAAAGCAGGUGGAGCUUUGCAAGCAGACUAUAAAGCGGGAAAGGCAGUAUCCCACUCGCGAGGAGCAGCUGCUGGGCGGGAAGGAGCUGCCUGGAGUCCUGAAGACCUUGUCCCUCGUCUACGACUUCAAGAGUCGUCGCAUGCUGUCCAAGCCUGAGGACUCUCCGAAAGAAGAACCCGCAGCUCCUCCGCCGCUUGGGGGGACGCAAGAGGUGCCGGUCAAACCGCCGCCCAAGUCCAAGUACAACCGCUAUGGCCAGGAGAGAUUCCUCAGGGGCAAGGAGGAGUUUGGCAUCAACCCGCGGGGAAGCCAUUGGGAAAAGGUCGCAUCAACGGGCUUGAAUCCAGAAUGUUGGAAGACCGAGUCCGAGAAAACAAAUACGGAAAAAGGAAAACUGGAGCUAGCCAAGAACGCCAGCAAGAAGCCCCGCCAGGAUAAGCGGUUAUCCCGUAUGCCCAUCAUCGUGGUUCCGGAAGCUCUGACCAGCCUGGUCACCGUUCACAAUGCCAAGCAGCUUCUUCAGGAGUUGCGCUACGUGUCCGUGGGAGAAGCCCGUCAGUCCCUGGUCCCCAGCCAGCUCGUCGGCGAGGUCACCAUCGAGCACUGCUUUCAGGGCGAACUGGUGAGCUACAGGGUCAUCGACAACGUGACCCGGCUGACCCCAGAGGAGUGGAGGCGGGUGGCCGCCGUGUUCGCCAUGGGACCCCACUGGCAGUUCAAGGGCUGGCCGCAGGGCGGGAACCCCGCCCUCAUCUUCCACCAGGUGUGCGCCUUCCACCUGCACUUCAGGGGCACUACGGUGAGCAAGGAGCUGGCCAACUUGCAGGUGCACCUGCUCGCCCUCUCGCCGCACGAGCGGCACUUGGACUGCGGCAUCCUGACGGAGUUCUGGAACAAACUGGACCACCACAUGGCCGUCCAUCCCCGUCAGUUUGCGUUCAUCAAUCAGAAGUAGGGUGCUCAUUUUCCCCUUGGGCCGCAGAUAUGCGAUAAGCAGGGAAUCAAUAAAUGAAAUUGAAUAAGCCAGAACAAAGGACGAAGAACGAAGGACAAAGACCAAAAGCACACACACAAGGGGCGGUGCUGCGAUAAUAAAAAGCGAGCGGGCGCAUCAGAAAAAUAU